GUGGAGUGGCUGGAUGUGCCGCGGCGCCGCGAAGGGGGCGGUGGCGGGCGCAUCCUGACGGCCUUCCUGCCCUUCAGGGACGCGCGAGGCCGCGCCGCGCGCGCCACGCUGCUGUACAGCCACGGCAACGCGGUUGACCUGGGGCAGAUGAUGCCCGUCUACAGGUGGGGGUAA
This is a messenger RNA of Monoraphidium neglectum, 174 nucleotides long. RefSeq lists its product as hypothetical. Lineage: Eukaryota; Viridiplantae; Chlorophyta; Chlorophyceae; Sphaeropleales; Selenastraceae. The annotation marks the transcript as partial. The transcript has a single exon. The record is from RefSeq and is a predicted model, not a curated record.